This is a messenger RNA of Cervus elaphus (red deer), 2912 nucleotides long. RefSeq names its product RNA polymerase III subunit H (gene POLR3H). Bases 937 to 1467 code for a protein of 176 amino acids. Lineage: Eukaryota; Metazoa; Chordata; Mammalia; Artiodactyla; Cervidae. The record is from RefSeq and is a predicted model, not a curated record. The transcript has 5 exons. Gene Ontology annotation, molecular function: DNA binding; DNA-directed RNA polymerase activity. Gene Ontology annotation, biological process: transcription initiation at RNA polymerase III promoter; DNA-templated transcription. Gene Ontology annotation, cellular component: RNA polymerase III complex.
CUGGGAAUUUCCUGGGUGGUAUGGGCAGAAUCUUCCCAUUUCUGUGCCUCAGUUUCCCGUCUAUAACAAAAGAGGUGGGGACUUCCCUGGUGGUCCAGUGGUUGAGACUCGGUGCUUCCACUGCAGGGGGCACAGAUUCAAUCCCUGGUCCGGAAACUAAGAUCCCACAUGCAGUGCAGCAUGACCAAUAAAAAAGGGGAGGUGGAUGAGGUGAUUCUCGAGGCCUCUCCAACAAGGCUGCUCCAGCUCUGAGACUGUGGCUGUCUGCGCACAUGUCCCUGGUGGUCCUGUGUGCUGGUUGAGCCCUGCCCUGCCUGGCUGUCAGUGUGCUCCGGUAGGGGACAGACAGUGGAGUCGGCAUUGCUGAUAAAAGUGGGGAGAGUGAGGAGGGGCACAGGAGGCUGGUUAGGGCUGGGAGACCUUGAGGGACUCCAGGGCAUAAUGGUUAAACUCGUGGCCUCUGGCUUCAAAUAGCAGCUCUGCUGCUUAUUUGCUGUAUGUCAUAAGCGGAACAUGCAGCCUCUGUUUCCUCUUCAGUAAAAGGCAGUUAACAGUAGACCAAGUUACAGGACUAUUGAGGGUUACAGAGUUAAUACACACAAAGCUCUCAGGACAGGACGUUGGCUCACAGCGAGUCCUGACAGCUCAUUGAUGUGAAUUGUUCCUCUGAUUCUGUUGGUCCACUCGGUGGUGGUCUUCUGGGCUGGCUUGACCAGGGCUGGAUGGUGUAAGGUGGUCUCAUGUGUCUGGUGGUUGGCACACUGGUUGGGUGGGGGGCCUCAGCUGGGCUUCUCAUCUCUGCCCCACGUGGUUUCUUCUUUCAGGAGGCGGACUGGGCACCAAAGCACCUCUGGGCCGAGCCUCUGCUCGGAUCCCAUUGGCCAGAGCAGGUCACGUGGCCAAGGCCAGAGUCAAGGGCUAGAGAAGGACUCCCUGAUGGGAGGAGCUGCAGUCACUUUGCAAGGGGAUGUGCACCCCAAGGGAGGAGGGCUCUCAGGGAGGAAGUGGGGCGUUGGUCUCUCUCCUGCCGGGACAAACCAAGUCAGAAGCAGAGGGCCAGUUCACUUUCGCUACGUGGUGUUCCAUCCGUUCCUGGACGAGAUUCUGAUCGGAAAGAUCAAAGGCUGCAGCCCGGAGGGAGUGCACGUCUCCCUAGGGUUCUUCGAUGACAUUCUCAUCCCUCCAGAGUCGCUGCAGCAGCCGGCCAAGUUCGACGAGGCAGAGCAGGUGUGGGUGUGGGAGUACGAGACGGAGGAGGGCGCCCACGACCUGUACAUGGACAUCGGCGAGGAGGUCCGCUUCCGGGUGGUGGACGAGAGCUUCGUGGACACGUCCCCCACGGGACCCAGCUCGGCCGAGGCCGCCUCUUCCAGCGAGGAGCUGCCCAAGAAGGAGGCUCCGUACACGCUCAUGGGAUCCAUCAGCGAGCCGGGCCUGGGCCUCCUCUCCUGGUGGACGAGCAGCUAGCCCUGCGCUGUGAGCAUGGACCCUGCCCCGCCCUUGGGAAGGAGGCGCAGCUGGCCCUGAAGACCACUGCUACUGGUUCAGACGAGGAGCGGCGAGGAGCGGCGUGCACCCUGCCAGGCUGUCCCCUCCCCUGCCUCUCCCAGAGCUACCCGAGUGCCACAGUCCCCACGGACUUCUGCCCAUUGGUGACAGCAAAGACAUUUAAUAAAUGAAGACGGCAUCACCUUGGAGAGCCGCCCUUGUCUCAGUGAUCUACAGUCACCAAGUUGCCACAGCCAGGACAGCACGUCCUUCCUGACCCCAGAUCACAUCUAGAGAUGACCCAGAGGUGGACUUUGGGGUGAAAGGUCCCGGCCAGCUCUGGGCCAGCUGAUCCUGGCGGCUCCACAAGUAGCCCAGAGAGCAGGAGGCUGGUCCGGGACAGCUGCCGGGUGCUCGUCACCUGACCUUCACGGGAAAACCUUCCUUCCCACCAGCGUGUGGAAGGUGGGGCCUGGACUCGGCCAAGCAGCUCCAUCAGGAAGUGGCAGCGCUGGGCUUUUGUGAGCCGGGGGUGAGGGCUGGUGACCCGCUGUUGUCGUUGCCCCCCCCCCAGCAGUACAGCGGGAGCCUUGGGCCAGCUGUCACUUUGUGACCUUGGCCACACAGUGAACACGCUGUGGGUCUGUCUGCUUGUGCUUUGAGAACCUGGAGGCGGGAAAACGCCUCAUCAUUUACUCAACAGAAAGGCUUUGCCAGAUUCCUCCUGCCCCUCCACUCAUUUCUGCCAGAAACCUCUCUUGGGACCAGGACAUGGUUUUAUAUCCCCCACUGGACGCCAUGUUUCCAUCAGGCAAGUCUUGUCCUGAUGAAGGGGUCGCCGUGGAGCCUGCCUCCGGCCCCGGACUUUCGGCUCACAUGGACAUGGGUCUGGAGCUGUGGGUGGUGCCAGUGGACGGCGCUCCGGGGAGAGGAGCCGUGCCCGCUGCCGCCCUGUGCCAGGGGAUGGGGGCAGGGCACGUGGACUAGCUGUGACCUUGGACGUGGUGGCCUGUCUGUACAACAGACACACACACUGCAUGUCUGAAGGGCAGCUCAAAGCCCAGGGGAAGGGGGAGGCUCCAUGUUGGGCCCAACCCCCCAGGCCCAUCAAGGAAGCUACUGGAAUGUGGGGAUGGGGAGGGGAGGCUGCCCCGUAGGCAGUGGGCUGAAAAACAAACGCUGUGGCGUGGCUCUGGGGGCCCCCACUGACUUUGGCUGUGAAGGAACCCCUCUGCCCCUUGUUGGAGCUGGUAACAGCAGACACCACCACUCACACAGCCAGUCACUGCAUGUGAAUUCUUAUUUUCCUUAUAAGAGCAAAAGGACUUUUUUAAAUCCUUUAGCCACCAGUGAAAUGAACAGGCAGGAGAAAAACUUUAGAUGGGCGUCUGUCAUCAAAAAUAAAUACAGUUGCAUGAAGCUGC